AUGGCGAGCAACAGCACCACCAAUCCAAAGCAACCGCUGCUUGGAAGGACCCCGCCAGAAAUCGGACGCCAUACACCAUCGUCCAUAAUUGACGCCAUCUCGCCGAGGUUACUGCCUCAGAGACCAUCAUCACGUACAGACACUUACAGACAAACGACUUAUUUCCCACCACCAACGGAGGCUGCAGAGCAACCUAGAUCUCUAUUAACUGACUUGUUUCCCUGGUGGUCCUUCUUUUAUAUCGUGGAUUUCCUUGUAGCAGCUGCUUUGUGGGGUCUAACAACAUGGACAUCAAGCUUCCAACCCUACCUCCGCGAAAUCAAUCUCCUAGAUCCUGACAUCACUCGCCCGUUCCACGCAGGCGAUAUAGUGCCUAUGAAACUAGUCGCAUUCCUAACCGUUUUCGUGCCAAUGACGUGCUGUAUUGCAUACCACGCUCUGCUAUUGGUGUCUAGAUGGGGGCAUGACUAUUAUAGAUCGGAUUCGAGGGUUAUUAGGAAGUAUCUGGCUAGAGAGUCGUUGGCGUACUUGUUGCAUGAUUUUCAUCAUGCGGCGCUGAGUUUGUUGUUGGCUACUGGUGCGACAAAAGUUGUAACGGAUACCCUUAAAGCAUGGAUGGGCCGGUUUCGUCCGGACUUCCUGGACAGAUGCGAUAUGGAUCUAAUUGCUAUGGUCUGUACAGGCGAUCCCAAGAUCGUUAGAGAUGGACGUGAAUCGUUCCCAUCGGGACAUUCCUCAUCCUCCUUCGUUGGAAUGGGAUGGGUUAGCUUAUAUCUUGCGGGUAAGCUGUCUGCCUGGUGUCUGGAUGAAAAGCCCAAUGAUGGACGAGUCUUAUCAAUGAUAUUGUGUGUCUGUCCACUCAUGUGGGCUGCGUAUGUAGCCAUCAGUAGAACUGAAGAGAACAAGCAUCAUCCAACGGACGUAUUGGCUGGAUCCCUCCUUGGACUGACGAUUGCAUACAUCUCAUACCGUAUGUUCUAUCCAAACGUAUUUUCUGGAGAUAGACGUGCUAUGAAACGUCCCAAAGGAUUUACUGAUGAAGGCGAAUAUGAUGGUCUGGGAGGAGAAUACAUGUAUUCGACUGUAUAG
Molecule: messenger RNA, 1089 nt
Organism: Synchytrium microbalum
Lineage: Eukaryota; Fungi; Chytridiomycota; Chytridiomycetes; Synchytriales; Synchytriaceae
Exons: 7
Coding region: 1-1089 (362 amino acids)
Biological process (GO): phospholipid metabolic process
Molecular function (GO): phosphatidate phosphatase activity
Source: RefSeq, a predicted model, not a curated record